Candidula unifasciata is the source of this 816-nucleotide messenger RNA. The record is from the annotation of a GenBank genome assembly. Lineage: Eukaryota; Metazoa; Mollusca; Gastropoda; Stylommatophora; Geomitridae.
AUGUCUGAACAACUUAACGGGAAAGUUGCCGUUGUUACUGGCUCCAGUUCUGGUUUAGGAGAAGCAGUUGCUGUUUUAUUCGCGUCUCGGGGCGCGAAAGUGACUCUCUGUGGUCGGAAUGAGGAAAGACUUAGAUCCGUGUUAGAGAAGGUUGUGAAGGCCAGUGGAGGACACGAAGACCGGUUUCUGACUGUUAAAGGGGACUUAAAUGAUAAGAACGUUCGUAAGGAGAUCGUUGAGAAAACUGUGGAGAAGUUUGGACGUUUGGAUAUUCUUGUACCAAACGCUGGUGUUAUUCAUCCUAACCAAUCAAUUUCAACCGCUACAGAAGAAAUUUACGAUGAUAUCAUGGACACGAACUUGAAGUCUGUGUUUUUUCUCAUUCAAGAAGCGGUACCCUAUCUGGAGAAGACCAAGGGGACCAUAAUUAAUGUGUCUUCAGCCAGUACAAAUAUGGCUAUUCCUUCGCUAGCCGUUUCCUUGCUUUCAAAAGUAGCACUUGAUCAUCUAACAAAAUGCUUGGCUGUAGAUUUGGGUGCAAAGGGCAUCCGUGUGAAUUCAGUGAAUCCUGGAUUUUUUCCAACACGGGCCUUGCGAAAUAUGGGAGAUGACCUGGAGAAAGCUGUUAGUUCUGUUCAAGCAUUAGAGAAGGAUAAAGCUGUGCUUCGUGGAAGGGUCGGAACUGUCAAGGACUUUGCAGAAGCCGUGCUGUUUUUAGCUUCUGGUGCCGCUGGAUUUAUUAACGGCGAACUCCUAAAAGUUGAUGGCGGUCGGAGUUAUGGCGCGCUGUUUACGCUAACAGACACCGAAAAGUAA